Molecule: messenger RNA, 549 nt
Organism: Fulvia fulva
Lineage: Eukaryota; Fungi; Ascomycota; Dothideomycetes; Mycosphaerellales; Mycosphaerellaceae
Exons: 1
Coding region: 1-549 (182 amino acids)
Source: RefSeq, a predicted model, not a curated record
AUGGCGUUCCUUCAAUAUCUCUUCUUCUGGAACUUCAAAGAGCCGGAGAGUAACAAAUGGCGUCCAGAACCGGGCGGCAACCCAACAAAGUACAUCGACAAUCUUCCCAAUAUCCUGAAGCGGACGGACCUCGAAGCAACGGUAGUCGAUGUAGCACCUUUCGUUGCAGGAGCUGGAAGCCUGGCACACGUCUCUCAAAUUCACGACUUUGGGUUCACGGCACCAGCGAGUGUCUUGCGGAAUGUGAAGACGAUGACGGCUAUGCAUCGCACAACGCUGUACCUUACACCGCUGAUUCUCGUCUGUCAAGCCGUCGGGUUCCAGUAUCGAGACUUCAUCCCUCGCUUUGCUCAUGAGAGGGAACUCAGGAGACAUGAGGAGGAAGUCAGGAAGCAUGUUGAUGCGGGGAUGUACUUGGGAGGGGGCAUCUACGCCCUGAGGAUGGGCUUCAAGGUUGGCGCUCGGUAUUGGGCGCCAAUAGAUGUCGUGAUGGGCGGGGCGCUGGCGGACCUGCUGCAGAGAGAGUAUAUCAAGGCGCAUGGGUUCUGA